Molecule: messenger RNA, 2088 nt
Organism: Penicillium brevicompactum
Lineage: Eukaryota; Fungi; Ascomycota; Eurotiomycetes; Eurotiales; Aspergillaceae
Product: AFI1/MesA family protein
Exons: 3
Coding region: 1-2088 (695 amino acids)
Biological process (GO): actin cortical patch localization
Cellular component (GO): plasma membrane
Source: RefSeq, a predicted model, not a curated record
AUGGAGCACCAGUACCCCGCGGCAAUCAGUGGUGACGAGAGCAUGCUUGCCGAGUUGAUGUUGCCCGAUCAGACGCACGUGCGGAGUCAGGACUGGACAAUGUUCUUUUUGCACAAAGACACUAGCGGUGAUGGGGAAACCGACUCAGUGGAAGGAAAGAAGAAAAAGAGAAAGUCAAAAUACCGUGGGAAUCAGGAGGGGGCCGACAUCCAACACGAGAACUCGGAUUAUGCAUCUGAUGACCCAGAUAGCAGCGACGACGAGGGUGGUGAAGGGCCACCCUUGAUGUAUGUGUUGAAUCUGGUCAAUACAAAGCAGGAUAACACGGUUCGGCGUGGUGCGGUGGUGAAAGCCAUGGCGAUCUGCACGCGCCACUCGUUCCUCCAUAUUUAUAAACCCCUCCUUCUUCUAGCGCUAGAGGAUUAUUUCAAAUCGCCGUAUCCAGAAACACUUGCGUCCCUCUAUGAUGCUGUCAAUGCCAUGGAUCUCUCGCUCAUGCCGAAAAUGUCUAUAUUGGAACGUCACAUUCUGCAGUCCAGCAACACCAAAGACAUGUUCCUGGAGAAAUUUGAACAGAUGAUUCGCCAACGGGAAGAAGAAGAUAGCCAAGACGGCGAAUGUCCGCCAUCCCCCAAGAAAAUGAGCCGAUAUGUUUUGCCGCGUGAUACACAUGAGUACGAGUCGAAGGUGGUCUACAACGACAUUCCCAUCCCAGUCAAAAUUCCCACAGUGAUCUGGCCGGAGACUGUUGGUGACUUCUCUCUCAUCAAGCUUGUUCAGACGUUUGCUGUCCCCCAUGCGACCUCUCCGCAGGCAUUCCCUGCUCACCCGCAUUUGACGACCAGCGGUCCAUUCACACACCCUAUCAUUGUUCUUGUCAAUGCUAUUCUCACCCAAAAGCGAGUUGUGUUCCUCGGGCACAACAGGCCGUCAGGAGAAGUCGCCGAGGCAGUCCUGGCAGCUUGUGCCCUAGCAUCUGGGGGCAUUCUACGGGGAUUCACUCGCCAUGCUUUCCCUUAUACUGAUCUUACUAAAAUCGACGAUCUUCUCAAGGUCCCCGGCUUCAUCGCAGGAGUCACGAACCCUACGUUCGCUAACCAUCCGGAAUGGUGGGACAUCAUGUGCGAUCUCCCCACUGGCCGGAUCAAGAUCUCAAGCCAUGUCGAACCAGCUCCAGUGACAGAGGGGCUUCUCUUCUUCCAGCAGCAGAACUCCCUUCUGCCUAAUAACACAAACACGACUCAAGACCCGACAGGCGACACUCUCUUCAUGGAAGACAUCCUCCGCAGUAUAACCCAGCGUCAUGGCGAGAAUGCCGUGCGUGCCAAAUGGCGUGCCUAUAUCACCAAAUUUGUGCGUGUGGCAGCUGCCUUCGAAGAAGCCGUCUACGGCGCCUCGAAUCUGUACAUAAUUGGACCCGGCGAAGAGCUCUCCCCAGAUAGCCCCACCGGUCAUCAAAGCGACGCAGCAGACCCAACGUCCCUCCGCGGCCAUGGCUACGUGUGGACGGACGAGGUUGCCAAGCAGCGCGAGCUGUCAGCCUCAGUCUCCCGGAUCGAAGGCUGGCGCAACACCCGCUCCUACUACUCUUACAUCCAGGAUAUCGCCGCGAUGUACUUUCCCGCACGCCCAAUCCAGCGUCCUGAUAUCAAUCACCACCACGAUCGUCUGCGUACUCUCAAACUCUCACAUCCAGAAGCGGCUUCCAUCUACCUCGCUCUCUCUCAUGCAGUCAAGGACUAUGCCGGUAUUUGCCAGCUACUUUGUGUUGCACCGGAAAACCAGGCUGGUCUUUUCUACAUCAGCAUGGGUCUUUUCCACCCUGAUCAGGUUGUUCGCGAAGCUACUGUCGAUCUACUUGACCGCAUCGCGGCCCAUCCCGCCGGACGCCAUUUCUGGACCCAGGUUGGUCGCUUUGCGAAAUUGGGGUACAUUCGUGUAAAAAGGGAGCGGGACGCUGCUGCGCAGAGUCCUGUGUCCGGCGCGGCUUCUCCUACCAUUCCGACUAGCCCGGGUGCUAGCUUUGGAGGGGAGCCGCAAAGUCUUGUUGGCGUUGCUAUGGGUGGCAGUAUCUCACGAAGGAGUUGA